AUUUCUACUUUACCUGGUUCAUUGUUACAGUUCCCAACUAAGAAUUGAUCGGGGGAGGGAAAUUUCAUAUUUAUUGGAUCAUCUGAUCCUACAACAUAUAUUUAUGUCUUUUAUUUUUUAAAUUAAAUUGGAAUGAACAUCAUUAAUUUACAAGAGUAUCAUAAUAAAUAAUUAUCUCUUUCAGAGACUGAAAAUCAUUGAUAAGCCACAAGUCCACGUUCAUCUCCACCCUUCGUGGUGAAAUCUAGAGUCUUAUAAAAGAACAUCUUCUGCCUGAUCUGAGAGAAAGCAGCUGCUGGUGUUAUAUAUUUACAACACAACACAAGAACGAUGAUUGCAUCCAAACUCCAGGAAAGUGUUGAGGUGAGAAUUGCACGCUCUCUACAUACAAAGGAGGAAGAGUUUGUAUUUGAACGGAGAAAAACAGUUUUUCAAAGCCUGCAGAAACUCAAGAUACACUGCAGUAAGGAUGCGGUGCCAAACAUUGCAUUACUGGGUUCUGGAGGAGGACAAAGAGCCAUGGUGGGUUUGCUGGGAUCCCUGGUUCAGCUUGAUAAAGCGGGUCUUCUGGACUGCAUUUUUUAUCUGAGCGGAGUCUCUGGGUCCACCUGGUGCAUGGCCUCCUUAUACCAAGAACCAGACUGGUCCACCAAACUAGAAACUGUGAAGGACAAAAUCAUCAGGAGACUCAGCGGUCCAGGAGUCAGCUGGGAAGACAAAUUUGACAAACUAAAGAAAUAUUACUAUGGGAAAGACCACUUCAGCUUGACUGACGUCUGGGCAGUGAUGGCCAUCACAACAUAUGUGAAAGAGAUUGACAAAUGCAAACUGUCAGAUCAGUGGGACCAGCACAAAGAAGACCCGUUUCCCAUCUACACAGUGAUCGACAAGCAAUCCAAACAGUGCAAGGACGAGGAAGCUGUUAUAUGGUGGUGUUUUCUGUCUGCAGACCCCUGGUUUGAGAUCAGUCCACUUGAAGCAGGUUAUUCUCUCAGUGGGGCAUUUGUGAAAACCUCCAGCUUCGGCAGCCAGUUUGACAGUGGCACAAAGACAAAACCUCAGGAUGAAAUGGACAUGCUGUACCUGCAAGCUCUGUGUGGCAGCGCUUUAGCUGAUGAAGAUGAAAUUAAGAAAUUCCUCUGGCAAAAAAUAAACGAUUUCUUUAAAAAAUUAUCUUCUAAAUGGCCGAGAAACAAGGAAACAAGGAAAGAUCCUAAAGCUCCAUCUGCAGAAAAGGGUUUCCAGGUUCUCAUGGAUCUUGCUAACAUGAAUCUCGAUGUUUUGAAUGGCAAAGAUCCUUCAGAUCUUGAUCAAUCCAUCAGAACAAUGCUGAACGAGCUCAGUGGAGGCAAACAUCAGCUCAUUUUUCCUAUAGAAAAACUGAAUCUUGAAGAUAAAAAAGCUGCAGAAUGCUAUAUGAAUGAACACACUGAAGAUGUGUGUAAGAAUUUGAGUCACUGUUUCAGUUUGUGGCCUUUCGAUCUUUUGACAAGCAUUCAGAAAUGCAUGGCUCGGUGGAUCUGGGGCAGGAAAUAUGGCUUUCUACAAAACAUCAGUGAUGAAACCUUGCCUUCUACUCUUCUGGAAAGUGAGAUAAGAGAUUAUGAAGACACCGGACUGCUGCUGAACUCACCCUACUUCUCAGUGCUGAGAAAAGAAAGAAACAUUGAUCUCAUCAUUUCCCUGGAUUUCAGUGAAGGCGAUCCUUUUAUGACAGUGAGAGAAGCUGCUGAGAUUUGCAAGAAACGAAACAUCCCUUUCCCUGAAGUCAACAUUCCCAGUGAAGACCUGAAGAACCCAAAGGACUUCUAUGUGUUCAAAGGCACAAACGCUCCAACCGUGAUUCACAUGCCUCUGUUUAAUGUGGUCAACUGUGGAGGCAAGUUCAGACUUUGAAAAAAUCUAUAAAAAAAUCAAUUAUGCUCUCAUUUAAAUGUUUUACUCUUUCCUCAGUUGACAUUGAGAUGUGGAGGAACAAAUAUAUCACCUUACAAGGUCCUUACAGCACUGAGAUGAUCACUGAUCUUAUGGAGGUCGCUGGAAAAAACAUCUCAAACAACAGAGAGAAACUGCUGGAGCAGAUAGGUGCAGCUGUUGGGCAGAAAGGACACAACUAAUGAGUUGAAUAAUAAGUCCUUACUGAUUGUUUUAAUGUGUGUGUGUGUGUGUGUGUAAGUAAAACCCAUACCCUUUGUCACUUUAUGUUGACACAUCUUUUAAAUAAAAUUAAAUAAAUGAAAAUUUCUUACAACAUCAAGUAGAAAAACACAACAAAAUAAUUGUCUGUUUAUUAAAACAAAGUACAUUUCUUAUUCACUUGGUGCUUUUCAAUCAUGUUUACAUUUAUUCCAAACUAAUAACUAUAAGAAAUGACAUAUUCCAUUCAUAUUUGUCAUUUAGCUGUUCUUUUCAGUAGUCAAAUUAUUUGUGGAUUAUCAGUCAUUAAAACUUAGUAAACAU
Molecule: messenger RNA, 2460 nt
Organism: Carassius carassius (crucian carp)
Lineage: Eukaryota; Metazoa; Chordata; Actinopteri; Cypriniformes; Cyprinidae
Product: cytosolic phospholipase A2 zeta-like
Exons: 15
Coding region: 331-1896 (521 amino acids)
Biological process (GO): glycerophospholipid catabolic process
Cellular component (GO): nucleoplasm; cytosol; nuclear envelope
Molecular function (GO): calcium ion binding; calcium-dependent phospholipid binding
Source: RefSeq, a predicted model, not a curated record